GAACCAACUCCCAUUGCAGCAUCUCUGAUUAAAUUGUCAUUUGUGCAAUCGUCGAGUCGACUGGGUGGAGUCUAUUAAUAUCCUCAAAGUCUCGUUCGUGCACGCUUUGAUUACUGGCCAAUGCGACACCUCACGGUGACUUAUGAACAUGGUCACUUCAGAUGAUGUGUCUUCUUCCCACCAACCUGGGUCUCAACCAGCUAAAGGGACGCGAAUAACAGACAGUGCGGACCCUGAAGACGUGCAGCUCAAUGCCUCGUCUCCUCUUGUCCAGCCCAAAGACGCUCUUGACUACAUUCUCAACCUCCUCGCAACAUCGAGCACUGAAGGUCUGCUUGGUAUUUUCGCUCUUUUGAUAGGGGUGACAUAUAUUGUUUUGGGACGGGUUGGUCUUCUUCUGAUUGGGAUAGCUACUGGUGUCGUCUUACAUGCAACGUGGGAGGGAGACGCAAAUCAUGCCGCGAGUGGACCCUUGGAUGCACGAAACCCCGUCAGAAGGCGAGAACUUGCAUUGGAUAUCGCCAACAGGCUGCUUGAUUGGCCGAUACGCAAAUCUGGCGAGGUUGACCGGAACAAUGACGAUCGCCAGGGACAGGAUGCUGUCCAGGAAGCAUCAGAGAUACAAUUGGAUUAUUCUUCCUUCCGUCCCGAAACAGCAGCUGCCUUGCGCUCGUUGACUGAUGCAGUCAUCAGGGACUACGUAAAUUAUUGGUAUGAACCGAUAUUGCCAACUGAGUCGACAUUCCCCAUGUCUUGCCGGCGAUUGUUUGCCUCAUUUGUCUACGCGGUGUCAUCUCACCUUUCGCGCAAACGCACAUCAGAUGCCUUCCUAGAAUUCGUUACUAAUUCCUCCUCCAUGAUCAUUGUAUUUUUAAACGAACUGUCCACAGCCCUUGAAAACCCCGGGUCUUCUGCACCGGAGCAAACCGUCCUGCAUUACAUAGAAUUACACCCAGAGAGCAGCCUGGCAAAUCUUCUGGCCCGCCAGCAACAACAGAAGAAGCUUAAUUUAAUAGCGGACGAUAUAUUAUCCAACUUUCUGGACCAGAAGGCAUACAGUUGCCCCACGGUACGGAACUUUUUACGUGAAGUUCUGUCUGGAAUCAUUUUCGAAACGACAAUUUCGAGUCUUUCGCGCCCUGAAUUUAUCAAUGGUUGGAUCAUCUACCUUUUCAGUGAAGGCGAAUCUGAAAUAAUGAGUGCCAUUGAUGCUGGUGUUGAAGGGGCAAGGAACCAAGGGGUCGAUGGAAAGAAGCAAAACGACGAUAUGAAGCAGCCUAUGUCAGCAUCAUCGGAGCUUGGUGGGCUGGAUCCAAAACGUUCUUCCAGCAGCAGUCAAUCCAUGCGUGAUUCUAUGGAUGCAGCCACCGAGCAGGCAUUGGCAGAGACAAAAAGGCUAAGCGCCAUGAUGGCUGCGCAAAAUCUACACAGGCAAAGUUCUGAACAAACACGUGAUGAAUCGCAAACAGUAUCAUUUGAAUCCGAUCGAGAGGACGGGGAUUUGUUUUCCCAAGACAGCGGCGAAAAAUCUAACAUGCCCGCUGAAGAGGCUAUGGAUCCCACUCAAGAUACCCGAGAAACUGAGCCUUUUCCGAUGACCUCUUCGGCGCCGCCACCGUCAUCAAGUUCACAUCCAUCCCAAACCACUUCGCAAAAGGUCUCGGUAUCGCGUCCGUUGACGCUCCAUCGUGCUUCCAUCUCCGUGGAAGAUGGGUCAGGUCUCGAAGAAACGGCAUUGAUCCGCUCUAAACCCGCAUUCAAUUACCUGCUCCAAAUCGAAGCUGUUUCUUCAAAUCGCGCAGGAUGGAUGGUGUUCAGAAAGUACGCCGAUUUCGAGUCUCUCCAUGAGACAUUGGAAACGAUUUCGCGAUUGAACAGACUUCAAAACUUCAGAGAUAACCAUUCUGUCCUUCCUUCGUGGAAGGGCCAAACGAAAUACGCACUGUCAAGGAAACUUGAGCGAUAUUUGCAAGAUGCUCUUGAGUAUGAGGAACUUGCAGAAUGCGAGAAGAUGAAGAGGUUCCUUGAAAAAGAUGGACCCAUCAGUCCUCAAUCUGCUGGGAGCUCUGCAAAACCUGGCUUUUCUUUUCCCGCACAAGCUGCGAUUGAGAAUAUGGGAAAGGGUGUUCUGGGUGUGUUCACGAAUGCACCCAAGAGUGUGUCUGGGGGAAGUAAGGCAGUUUUCAAUGGUGUGGGUGGCGUCUUUGGGGUGGGGACCGGGAGAAACGCAUCCUUCAGUUCUACUGCAGCAAAUGGACAACAGGCCUUUGAUGAUGUUCAAACAGCAGAUGGGUCAUCUGCAAGCCACGAAGGUUCUCAGGAACGAAAGGUCGACAGUUCACAUUUGGAGUCAGAUAAGAGCGCAAUGUCUGACCAUCCAGUGCCGCAGUUGGACCAGGAGAACAACCCUUGUCAGGCUAACUAUUCCACUUCUCCAUUGUCGGGAGAAGCUGAAAAUUUAGAGAAUCAACAGCCUAACCGCCUCUCGGAGUCUACGAAGGACGAGACCAGCUUUUUGAAUAAGUCGGGGACUGGAAAACACUCUAUCUCUCAAGACGAGACCCGAAUAGCUGUGGAGCUCAUCUUUGCUGUCAUCAACGAGUUGUACAUGUUAUCAUCCGCCUGGAACAUAAGGCGCACUCUAUUGAAUGCGGCAAAAUCAUACAUCUUGCGCCCCGGCAAUCCAAGCUUGGAGACGAUACGUGUCUUGAUGCAAGAAUCUAUGAUCGAUGCCAAUACGUCGGAUGAUGCCCUUGGAUCAUAUCUCACAAGACUGCGUGAAAAUUCAUUACCAACCGAAGAAGAACUGAAGAAUUGGCCGCCGCCACCGAGCGAUGCCGAGAAGGAACGCCUUCGGAAAAAAGCGCGAAGUUUGUUCGUCCAGAGGGGCCUGCCUCAGGCUUUGACAAGUGUCAUGGGUGCUGCUGCUAGUCGAGAAGCUCUCGAAAAGGUCUUUGACUGCCUUCAAGUCGACGUUGUUGCGAGAGGUUUUGUUUUUGCAGUCUUCUUGCAAGCCUUGAGGGCCGUCACUUUCUAG
This is a messenger RNA of Aspergillus campestris IBT 28561, 3037 nucleotides long. RefSeq names its product PX domain protein. The record is from RefSeq and is a predicted model, not a curated record. Gene Ontology annotation, molecular function: phosphatidylinositol binding. NCBI's taxonomy places the organism in Eukaryota, Fungi, Ascomycota, Eurotiomycetes, Eurotiales, Aspergillaceae. The coding region runs from base 143 to 3037 and encodes 964 amino acids. Gene Ontology annotation, cellular component: intracellular membrane-bounded organelle. The transcript is spliced from 2 exons.